AUGUACGACCGUGAUGCCGACGGGUCUUUGCUUUGGGCAAAUACACACUUUUGGGAGAUGAUGGGGGUUGGGCCAGCCAAAAGGGAGGCCUCCCUUUUUGACUGGACCGAUUACAUUAUCGCAGAAGACCAGCCAGUAGCGAACAAGGAACUCACGAGAGCCGUCAUUGAUAUAGUACAGAUAUCCGACAGUCUAAGGUUGAAGCGAAAAUGGCAACCGCCUAAUGCUCCUAGUGAUCGUUACGCUCAUGACGAGCCAUUCCGGAUCCUUUCUUCGGCAUCCCCGCACAUUGAGGCUGACGGCACUGUGGACCACACGAUUCGAUCGAGAUCAACAAAUUACAAGGGCGAUCAACGUCGGGAUGGACACAGUCCUACCAAAGCCGUUCCGGGUACCCGAAUUGAUCGCAAAGAUUCACGAAUUGCUAGCAUCGCGGAAACCGAGAGGACCUGA
This is a messenger RNA of Exophiala mesophila, 453 nucleotides long. RefSeq lists its product as uncharacterized. Bases 1 to 453 code for a protein of 150 amino acids. NCBI's taxonomy places the organism in Eukaryota, Fungi, Ascomycota, Eurotiomycetes, Chaetothyriales, Herpotrichiellaceae. The transcript has a single exon. The record is from RefSeq and is a predicted model, not a curated record.